AUGGCCCCAUAUCUACCACCAGAAUGUCUUCAUAAUAUUUUUAUAAACGCUCAAGAUGACAAAAAAACACUUUAUUCUUCCCUUUUUGUCAGUAGAGAUUGGUGCGCAAGUGUAGUUCCGAUUCUGUGGAAAAAGCCAUUUAAUCUUGCGGCAUUGACGUCACGCUCAUCUUCUGAUGAUCUAUAUGGUGGUUAUGUCAUUCGAACGUAUAUAUCUUGUCUACAAGAGUCAGAUAAAGAGCUCCUUCGUUUUCAGUACGACGACCUAUUACCUUCAUUCGAUUAUCCGUCUUUUAUAAGAGAAUUGGAUUUUGAAGAACUUUAUUAUGAGAUAUCUAAAUGGAUAUCUACGAAUUUUAUCACGAAAAAUAUAGACAAAAAGAUUUCAAACAUAUCUGACAAUUUUGAUCAAAGAAAAUUUACUCUAAACAAAAUUAUUUUGAAAUUAAUCUUUGAGAAAUGUCCUGCAUUCGAUUAUUUGUAUUUAGAUGUUGGAAGAUUAUCAAAUAACUUUAUCAAUAUUUUGAUUGAAUUAUGUGAACAAUUCAAACCUAUUUGUUUACAAAGAUUGAGUUUCUUGGAUUAUCGUGGAGUUGCAAAUCCUUAUAAUACUACAAAGCCUGAAAAUGAUAUUUUAAAUUCAUUAUCUAAAAUUUGUAAGGAAAUUACGUGUAUGAAGAUAAGGUCUUUUUCUGCUCCUACUAGUGAUUCUAUAAUCUCAUUAAUUCAAGGUCAAAGAAAUUUACAAAAAAUCUAUUUAUGGGAAUGCAAUCUUUAUGAUAUGUCAGAAGUUAUGAAUGCAUUUGCAAGUCAAGCUAAAAAUUUAAAAGAAGUUAAUAUAUUUCAUUGUUCCUUCGAAUAUUGUGAGCCGUUGCAUGGAUUAGCCAAAUGUCAAAAUUUAAUAAAACUUUCCAUCAGGCAAUGUGAUCAUGUUACUUCAGCUCUUUUACAUCCUAUCGCACUCGUCAUUUAUCCACACAUUAAACAAUUGGAACUUUAUGAUUUCAAUCCAUCUCUAACGUUUAUGAAUGAUGAAGACAUUCCAACGGAACAAGUUCAAGCAAUUAUAAUGAAUUGUACUAAAAGUAUUCGACAUCUUAUUACUAAUCUCAAUCAUGAUCAAUAUUUUGGAAUUAUUGAAACUAUUGCGACAAAUUGUAUUUAUUUAACAACCUUGGAAUUAAAUUUACAAAGAGAAGAACAAAUUCCAAAAUUUUCACCUAUAUUAAAGUCUUGUAAAAAGUUAAAGAAAUUGACAAUUCAUCCUUUAGGAUUUGUUUCUAAUUUUAUUCGAGUAUCUGAAAACAGCAUUCAAUUGUUUGUGCCGAAUUUAUCAACAGAAAUCAUUUAUUUAGAUAUAAAAAGUUGGAUUCUUAGUGUUAAAUCAUUGGAUAUUCUUUUAAAUCAUCUUGGGCCUAAUUUAAAAUUCAUUUCUUGGGGAUUUGCUGACAUUAGCCCUUCUGUAAUUAGUAAAGAAAUAUGGUUUUCUGGUAUAAUUAGUAACUACAUCACGAAACAUUCAAAAAAUAUCAAAAGAUUUGGUGCCUUUGAUUUUUAUUCUCAUGAUGGAUUCAAUGAUGGAAGAGUCUUUCUUAAUUUUUGGUAA
This is a messenger RNA of Diversispora eburnea, 1605 nucleotides long. The record is from the annotation of a GenBank genome assembly. Lineage: Eukaryota; Fungi; Glomeromycota; Glomeromycetes; Diversisporales; Diversisporaceae.